This is a messenger RNA of Malus domestica (apple), 1617 nucleotides long. RefSeq names its product 1-acyl-sn-glycerol-3-phosphate acyltransferase BAT2, chloroplastic-like. The record is from RefSeq and is a predicted model, not a curated record. Gene Ontology annotation, cellular component: membrane. Gene Ontology annotation, biological process: phosphatidic acid biosynthetic process. Gene Ontology annotation, molecular function: 1-acylglycerol-3-phosphate O-acyltransferase activity. NCBI's taxonomy places the organism in Eukaryota, Viridiplantae, Streptophyta, Magnoliopsida, Rosales, Rosaceae.
AUCCCCAUACAAUCACCGAUAGACCCUGCUCUCGGAAAAUCCGUUCUUUGAGCCUCCAUGGAAGUCGCUUUUCAACCUUCCCCUGCUCUUCUCUGUCACAGACAAUCGAGGCUUCCCUCAACGUCUUCUUUUUCGCCGGCAAAUGACGGUGAAUCACUGAAUCUGUUCAAUUAUAAGGGAUUCUCUAUUGGGUGCUCUCUUGGCAAAUGGCCCAUUUUUGGAAAUUUAAGUCAUUCGGCUCGUCAUAGAGUGUUUUGCAUUCGAGGGCAGAAUGGUGGAUUAUCGUGGUGUGACUUUGAUGCAAAAGAGAAGUUUGGAAGAUCAUGUUAUGAUAUUAGAUUGCAUAAACAGCAUAGGCUGACCAGGUAUACAGUUCUACGAUCUGCUGCUGGUGCUGACUAUCCAUUUCCAGAACCAAACAUGGUCUCAAAACUAAGGGGAAUCGGCUUUUGUGCCGUUACUGCUUUCAAUGCCAUUUAUCUCUUUGUGCUGAUGCUGAUACUCCAUCCUCUUGUUCUGUUGUUGGAUCGGUACAAAAGAAAAGCUCAUAUUUUUAUUGCCAAGGUUUGGGCCACUGCUACUGUUACACCAUUUGUUAGGAUCAAGUAUGAGGGACUGGAGAAUUUGCCUUCUCCAGAUACUCCUGCCGUGUAUGUUUCCAACCACCAGAGCUUUUUAGACAUCUAUAUUCUUUUCACAAUUGGGCGACCCUUUAAGUUUAUCAGCAAGACUAGCAUAUUUCUCUAUCCCGUUAUUGGGUGGGCCAUGUUUCUGAUGGGUGUAAUUCCUUUAAAGCGCAUGGACAGCAAAAGCCAGUUGGAAUGCCUUAAGCGUUGCAUAGAGCUUAUUAAUAAGGGGGCUUCUGUCUUUUUCUUCCCUGAGGGGACACGCAGCAAAGAUGGAACAUUAGGUGCUUUUAAGAGAGGUGCCUUCAGUGUUGCAGCGAAAACCAAGGUACCAGUAGUGCCCAUUACCCUUAUAGGAACUGGAAAAAUCAUGCCUCCGGGAAGGGAGGAUAUCUUGAAUACUGGAGCUGUUAAAGUCGUUAUUCAUAAACCUAUAGAAGGACAUGAUACAGAAGUACUGUGUAGUGAAACUAGAAACGUAAUCGCUGGUGCACUUGAUCGUCAAGGCUGAUCUAUCGACUGCCAUUUGUUCUGUUUGGUUUCUAUGGUUCGAUACUCGGUCCUUUUUGUGGGAUUGAAGAAAUAUAGUCUGAAAGGUUGUGGAUAGCUGAUGACACAGGACAAUAAAACUGCAUCUGAAUCUGAAGCGAUCGAGCAUGGAACGUCUCUUUGCCUGAGGCUGUCCGUCCCAUACUUACAAACUUGCAAGCGCCGCGGCCUACGGUAAACAUCUGCAUCCCGACAGCCACAAAGAAGCGAGCGGUUGGCCGGACCCCGGGCCUUGGGAGUUUUUGAGCAGUGUAGGCUUCAACUGUUUGUUUUUUUUGGAGGGAAAUAUCCUCCCACGUUGAUAUUCUGAAUGCCGAUCCCAUUGAGCUCGAUGUUAUAUUAUAUUAUUAUAUUUAUAUUGUACGUCUUUGAAUUUGGAUAGGUGUCGUGGAUGCUGCUAAGAAUAUAAUUGCAAAGAAAAUUAUUGUGUCUUUCACUUUCA